AAUGCCCAGAUUGAAACCCCAAAAUACGAUUUACCUGAAUUUUUUCUACUUGCAAAGGUUCCAAACUCAGUUUUCCUGAGUAGAAUAUUCUUUGAUGGUGCAUUUAGAAAAUAUCCUUCGAAUUGUUAGUUGAGGGUUGUAGGUCAAUAGUGAAGGCACCAAAUGUUAUUAAAGAAAAAAUAUUGGUGGGACAACGGGGCCCUUUAUAACUUCCAUUAAAUACUGCGUAUGAAGGGCCUAAAUUUUAAUUACAAAAAAAAUUAAAGAAAUAAAAAUCAGAAGGGAAUAGAUAAAUAUGAGGUGGGAGGUGUUGAUAAGAUUCACCAGAGACCCAGAUCAAUCAUUAGUUUUAGUAAUAUUUGAUUUGAGAUUAAAAAAUGAUAAGAGAAAUCAUAAUUCAAAUCUUCAAUUGACCGUGAAUUGAAUAAUUGAAUACAUGACCUGAAUAUGGAAUUGUAAAUCCUUUAUAUUCAAGUUAUCGAUAGCAAUUUUGUGAUAAAACUAUUAAAUAUAAAUUGCAAUUUCAUAGCAUAACUUUAUCAUCAUCUCUGAUGAGUCUUAUUAUCCUCUUCUCCAAAGUUUAUUUUAUUUACAACUUAAAUUACAAUCUCGAUUACUUUUUCCCUGGGUCUUGCCGGAUCGACGAUAAUUAAUUUACUGCCAAAAUUAAUAGUCAAAAAAACGAACAAGAAAACUCGAGAGAAGCAAUUUUCCAGAAGAUUCAUUUAUUCUGCAUUUAAAAAUUAUUGUUCAACUCAUUAGUUACUUAACGUUUAUCGAAUACCAUUAAAGAAAAAAAUAACAAAUAGUGAUAGGAAUUGAUGAUAAAAUGGAUGAGUAUACGUUGUUGUUUGGUAAUUGUCCAUGAUACUGAUGUAUAAUUAAUUAGUCUCGUAAUCGUACUGUGAAAAUUAUGUAUUUAUAAUAUGUUAUGCACGCAGAGAAGCAACAACUUCCGCUUACUGUGCCUAGGCACUAGUUGUAGACAAGGCCUACUUUGCAGUACGCCUGUACUCUUUUACUUCGUGGAAUGUAAAUUGAACGAAACCUACUUUACCGUUAUAUAGGCAAGUUAAACCCCCCCGCCCCCUGCCCCUUCCCUGUGUGUAAUAAUGUUCAAGUGUCACAGUUAUUCGUCAGCAGGUUUAACGCAGCUCAAGUACCUCAAUCUCUCGGACAAUGCCAUCAACGAAAUUGGUUUAUCAGCUUUUCGGAGUUUACAGGAGUUGACUAUUCUCGAUUUAUCGAGAAAUCAUCUCUAUUAUAUUUUACCGAAUACCUUCAUUGGUAACCGGAACUUGAGAGUUCUCAGAUUGUCAGGAAACAACUUCAAUCAACACGUUCCCUUCUUGGAGAAUCCUUCAAUCACGGAAUUAAAUCUUGCUUCGUGCCGAUUAAGUCAUUUACCAUCGGGGGUAUUCAGUGGACUCCAGCGGCUUCGCAACCUCGAUCUAUCGGACAAUUUGAUGAUACAACUCGAGGUGGAAGCGUUACGCGUGCUGCCGUUUCUCAGGAUUUUGUCAAUUAGAGAUAAUCCAUGGGCAUGCAACGAGAAACAAAUGCAGAGUCUCCAGCACUACUUGACAUCGAGGGAAAUCAGUUACGAACCAUCAGUCUGCCCUCGACGAAGUAGCGUCAAAAAAUUCGAAAAAAUUGUAUUGAGUCCAGUGAUGACGGAGCCCAAGAAGCCGCCGAAAACAAUCACCUUACCGAAAAAUAAAAAUACCGGAAACACUGGUUGGAUGAAGGAAGAAAAUAGACACGAUGAGAAAACCACAGCUUCCGUAGACGAAGAGAUAAAUAAAUUGAAAGACUUUUACACUUUCGAGGCCUCGAUUUUAUGUAUUUUCGGAUUCAUAACAGGCCUGGCCCUCGGAAUGAUCGCAACCUACUGUUGGUUGUCCAGAUCAAUUGGGCGGUCUUUGCAGAGAUCGUUAUUGAUAAAUUCCUCGUUACGCAGAUAUGACACAGUGUCACACAAUAGUGAAGCUAGCUUGGAAUUCUCUAGUCCCCUUGGCCAACGAGUCUCUUUGUUGAGGAACAUCUGGAGUCAUAGUUAUGACGAUGUCAACAAUCUACGGCGAAUUCCAGUUUGUCCGGAUACACCGCCUCCAGCAUACCAGGACGUUGUUCUUCAUUCUCAUCAGUAUCCUGUUGGAUGAAAGUUGGAGAUUAUUAUCCAGACGUUAUUUAUUAGGUCUUGAGUCAUUUUUUAAAUAAAUUGGAAACUUUAUAAAUUAUUGUAUCGUACGGAGAGAAGUUUUCUAUAAAAAUUCCAGUUUAAGUACUGAAAAAAUUGAAAAUCUUAUGAAAUUUCUGGGGGUUUCUAGAAGACUUUCACAGAAGUUUGGGAUAAAUUCAACUUUAAGGCAAUAAAAUUACGACUCCUGGAAUUUCUUCCUGGCUAAGGGUGUGUUAAGCGAAUUGAUAACAACGCGUUAUUGGGAAAAAUAAAUAUUUCAACAUUAACAAAUGUCUGAGACAUUAUAUUUUACAUCCUGUGGUUGGAAUAUCACUUUUCCUCUCGGCAUAGGCCCAAAAUUUCACUUUUCCUACGCCGGGACGGAAAAUAGUAAUUUAUUCACAUUUCCAACCCUUAAAUAUUAAUUUUGUUGAAGCGUUUUUUAGCAAAGAAAGAUGUUGACAAAAACUAUUUGCCUUUAAACUCGUUCAGAGCUGAGUUAUUUAAUACAUUAAAUAAAGACAUAAAUAAUUUCUUGAGGAAACAAUACGAAACGAAUAUUGCAUAUGUGUAUGGCAAGCAUAUUGGAUCAAUUGGGGGUUCUUCGACCUAGAAGACGAUGUUACUGGUACAAAGCAAGCAGUGCGGUAGAAUCCAUUUCACAGUUUACACGUGAAUGUUACUCUCCAUGCAUUUUUUUUUCUAUUUUUACGAAAGACUAUUUUCGUAGGCCUCCCAAUAGCUGCCAUUCCAUGGUUUCGAAAACGAAACCAAAUCUUUUUAAAUUUUCUAAAAUUGUUGACAGUUGUUAAAAAUAAAUAAUAAAUUUAUCCAA
Messenger RNA from Diachasmimorpha longicaudata, 3017 nucleotides. Its product is annotated as leucine-rich repeat-containing protein 55-like. The record is from RefSeq and is a predicted model, not a curated record. Bases 1113 to 2162 code for a protein of 349 amino acids. The transcript is spliced from 4 exons. Gene Ontology annotation, molecular function: protein binding. NCBI's taxonomy places the organism in Eukaryota, Metazoa, Arthropoda, Insecta, Hymenoptera, Braconidae.